This is a messenger RNA of Daldinia caldariorum, 225 nucleotides long. RefSeq lists its product as uncharacterized. The record is from RefSeq and is a predicted model, not a curated record. The transcript is spliced from 2 exons. NCBI's taxonomy places the organism in Eukaryota, Fungi, Ascomycota, Sordariomycetes, Xylariales, Hypoxylaceae. The coding region runs from base 1 to 225 and encodes 74 amino acids.
AUGUCAAAGGCGUACCUCGUGGCCAAGGAGAAGUACCAGGCAGUGAUUGACGACGCUGGAAGGGGUGAUUUCGUCUGUCGGACAAACCGCAUUGGCACUACUCGGCACCCCUCCAACGGUGACUGCCAGGCCGUCAACAAGAUUGAUCAUAAUCAGCAGCGUCGGCGAAGUAGCACAAGUAUGAGGGACAAGAUUAGAGAUAUGAUGAAUAGGCCCGCAUAUUGA